Molecule: messenger RNA, 2505 nt
Organism: Dictyostelium discoideum AX4
Lineage: Eukaryota; Evosea; Eumycetozoa; Dictyosteliales; Dictyosteliaceae
Product: MIZ-type zinc finger-containing protein
Exons: 2
Coding region: 1-2505 (834 amino acids)
Molecular function (GO): zinc ion binding
Source: RefSeq, a predicted model, not a curated record
AUGGUAAGCCAUCGCUUUUCAACGGUUGAACAAAAAGAAAUUGUUGAAGGCGUAUUUUCUAGGGACCAAAAUACUUUUAAUAAUUAUUUUGUAUCUAAAAUAUUUGAUUUAAAGAAAUUAAAAGUUGAUGAAAUUAAAGCAAUAUUAAAGAUUGUUAGACAUUAUAGACCAAAUACAAGAUUACAAGGGAAUAAACCUCAAUUAUUAAGCUCAUUAGAGAGUAUAGCUUUUGGUCCAUCCUCCUCAUCUUCAUCCUCCUCAUCCUCCUCAUCUUCAUCAUCAUCUUCUCAUCAUAAUCAUAACCAUAAUAAUAAUAGAAUAGCACCCCCAACACCACAAUAUGCUCUAAAACCAAAUGCAAUUUAUUUACAACAGAGACUACAAGAAAUUGAGCGAAUACAUAAUGCUCAAAGACAAUUAGAAUCUAUAUAUCCAAAUAUUUCUACUAACAAUAAUAAUAGUACUACUACUACCACCACCACUAAUAAUAAUAGUAACUAUAAUAGUAGUAAUAACAAUAGUAAUAGUAAUAAUAACUUCAAUUAUAAUAACAACAAUAAUAAUUAUAAUAAUAAUAAUUAUAAUAAUUAUAAUAAUUAUAAUAAUAAUUAUAAUAAUAAUAAUUAUAAUUAUAAUGGUAGUAUUAAUUCAGAACAUCAUAAUCAAGCAUCUAAUAAUUUUCAAUUACAAGUUCAAAAAUUAAAUGGUGGAAUUAAUAAUUUUACAGAUAAUGUUCAAGAACCACCAAGACAAUAUAAAGAUACAAUGCAAAAUAUAACUAGAUUUAUAUUUACAAUGCAAAAUAAAUCAAGCUCUGAUUAUAAUAAUCCUUCAGUUCAAAAGAAACUACAACUUAAUGAUAGUAGUUUUGAGGAAAAACAAUCACCAUUCUUUCAAGAACUUGAUAAAUUGGUGAUAACAUCAUUCGUUUCCACUGUAACCGUUUCAUUUAGUUUAGAUUUAGAGACUUGGAAAAUCAUUGAAGCAGCACAACAGAAAUUAUUAAACCCAUCAUUACCACCACCACCUCUAAAAGACGAUUACUCAAUUCAAAUUAGGUUAUACAAUAAACAAAGUGGUAGUGAUAUUCAUUACGGUUCAGAUAUAUAUUUAUCAGUCAAUGGUAAAUCAAUUAAUAAUGAGCAAUUUAAAAAGAUUAGAACUAAAUCAUUUUCAAAUCCAUGUGUAAUUCAAAAACCAAUUGACAUCACCCACUUGGUGAAAAGAUCUGAUAAUAGAGUCAAUUUACAAAUUCAGAAUAGAACAAGUGGUAUCAUGGUUGUACAAUUAUUAAAGAACCAAACUCUGCAACAGGUGGUUGAGGAAAUUAAAAUGAAGUCGGAAAUGGAGGAAUCUCAAUCGGCUGAUAAGAGACAAAAGAAAAAUGAAGAUGAUUUGGAAGAGUUAACCUAUGAUUUAACAGUUCGUUGUCCUUUAAGUUUUAAAAGGAUUGAAUAUCCUGCUAAAUCUAAAAAGUGCACUCAUAAUCAAUGUUUUGAUUUAUGUAGUUUUACAGAGUAUUCAAAUCAACAACAGCUUUGGAAUUGUCCAAUUUGUCAUGCUGUUGCUCCUCCAAAUUUAUUAUUAAUAGAUCCAUUCUUUCAAAAACUUUUAUCACAAGCACCUUCAACUUGUGAAAUUAUUACCAUUUUUCCUGAUGGUCAUUGGGAAUAUAAAAAUGAAUCUGCUGAAAAUUUUAGUGAUGAUGAUGGUAAGGAUGAUGCUGAUGGUGGUGGUGAUGGUGAUAAAACUACCACUACUGCUAAUAAUAUAGAGAUUGUAGAUUUACUUGACUCUGAUGAUGAUGGUAAUAAUAAUAAUAAUAAUAAUAAUAAUAAUAAUAAUAAUAAUAAUAAUAAUAAUAAUAAUAAUAAUAAUAAUAAUAAUAAUAAUAGUAAUGAUAUUCCAACUCAAACUGUAUCAACUUCAAGUGUUGCAACCACUAUGACACCCUCAACUUUAACGACAUUGGAUCAAUCAGCAACGACAUUAGAUCAAUCAGCAACUACAUUAGAUCAAUUAGCAGCAGCAUCAACAACUACAACAACUACAACAAAUCUCGGUAGUGAAUCUGUUCCUUAUGAUGAAGAGGAAGAGGAAGAAGAGGAUUCUGGAGACUCUGAUGAAUUUCGAAGUAGUCCUAUUGAAGAAGAGGAGGGGGAGGAAGAAGAUGAAGAAGAAGAGGAAGAAGAGGAUUCUGGAGACUCUGAGAUAUACAGCUUUUAUUCAAGAGCAGGAAUUAAUGCAGGUGAGGAUGAGGAGGAUGAUGAUGAGGAUGAAGAUGAUGAUGAUGAAUGUGAAUGUGGUAAAGUUCAUUCAAAUAAACGUAAAAAUAUACUUCAUAGCUCUGUUUACUAUAGAAAUGAAUUUUUAAAGAAUGCAAAAAAGAAUAAGAAAAAUAGUGACAACAAUAACACUAAUAUUAAUAAUAUUAAUAAUAUUAAUAAUAAUAAUAAUUCAAGAAAUAAUAGUGCAACUGAUCCAAUUGUAAUUGAUGAUGAUUAA